Dicentrarchus labrax (European seabass) is the source of this 1959-nucleotide messenger RNA. RefSeq names its product solute carrier family 22 member 13-like. Bases 8 to 1603 code for a protein of 531 amino acids. The record is from RefSeq and is a predicted model, not a curated record. Gene Ontology annotation, biological process: transmembrane transport. Gene Ontology annotation, cellular component: membrane. Lineage: Eukaryota; Metazoa; Chordata; Actinopteri; Moronidae. The transcript is spliced from 10 exons. Gene Ontology annotation, molecular function: transmembrane transporter activity.
UACCAAAAUGACCAACUUCGGGCAGAUCCUGAAAGAGAUUGGGGAGUUUGGUUUAUUUCAGAAGCGUUUGGUGGCUGCAUUAUGCAUCCCCACUGUGUUUGCAGCUUUCGAUGUGUUUGGUCCAGUGUUCACAGGCAGGAGAUUCCCACAUCACUGCAACACUGACUGGAUCUUGGAGCGUGGGCCCAACCUGACAGAUGAGAGACAAAGAAAUCUCACCAUCCCUGUGAACAAGGAUGGAAAGUAUGAAAGCUGUAAAAUGUUCACACCUGUGGAUUUGGAUUUGGAAACAAUUGGGAUUAAUACAACAGGAUGCAUAAAUGGAUCAGAUUUUGAAGCACCCAAAGGUUCCUCCAGCAUUGUGACAGAUUUCAACCUGGUGUGUGACAGGAGCAGCUUGAUUGAGGCAUCACAGUCCAUCUACAUGGCCGGUCUUCUGGUUGGAGCGCUGCUGUUUGGGCAGAUGGCUGACAGGUUUGGUCGACGCUUUGUAGUCCUGCUCUCACUCCUUCUCCUACUGUUGUUUGGUGUCGGUGCUGGUUUCUCACCCAACAUCUACGUUUAUAUUGUUCUCAAAUUUUUAGGUGGCAUCUCCAUUUCAGGCAUUAUUAGUAAUGCAUUUGUGAUAGGUGGAGAGUGGAGUGAUUCCUCCAAGUUUGCUCUCUGCACCAUUAUCUGCCACUCUUUUGUCGCUCUUGGACUGAUGAUGUUGUCUGGAGUUGCCUAUUUGAUCCACAACUGGAGGAUCCUGCAGUGGGUACUCUUCAGCCCUCUUAUCCUUGUCCUGGGAAUCUUUUAUUGGAUUCUUCCAGAGUCAGCUCGCUGGCUCAUCACACAGGGCAGGAAAGAGGAGGCCAUAAAGGAGAUCCGGAGGGCAGCCAAGGUGAAUGGGAGGAAGGUCCCAGAAGAUCUGCUAGACAAGCUGGAGGCUGAGGAUACAUCCAAAAGAGGAAACAUGUUGGACAUAUUCAGGAUAUCAUAUCUCAGAAAACAAACUUUCAUAAUGAGCUACAUCUGGUUUGGAACAAAUCUAAUGUACUACGGACUGAGUCUGAACGUUGGAAAUUUCGGUCUGGAUAUCUACCUCACACAGUUCAUCUUUGGUGUAGUAGAAGUCCCUGCACGUCUGGGCUGUUUACCUCUUAUCCAGCACUUUGGGAGGAAAAUAUGUCAAGUAGGGCUCCUGUUGCUUGGAGGUUGUGCUUGUCUUGCAAUACUUGCAGUUCCAAGAGAUCUUCCUGUUGUGGUAACAGUCAUAGCUGUACUGGGAAAAUUAGCUGCCGCUGCCCUUUCCUCCAUCGUCUACGUUUAUACUGCAGAGCUAUACCCCACCACUCUAAGGCAGAAUGGUGUAGGUCUAAACUCCAUGUGUGCUCGUGUGGCGGGCAUCCUCGAUCCACUUGUCAGGCUCCUGGACGUCUACCAUUACACCAUCCCCAUGCUAAUAUAUGGCAUCAUCCCCAUUACUGCUGGGGGUUUGUGUUUAUUACUGCCUGAGACUCGUUAUGUUGAACUCCAGGACCACGCUGAACUCACAAAACCAGACAACGGGGCUGCUGAGACGGCAUCCUUCACUAAAUCAGGAAAGAGCACCAAAAUGUAAUUUACAUAGUGGCUGUCAUAGUUGUUCGAUAAUGUGACGUGGAUAAAGUUAGUAACUAGGUGUUGAACAUAGAGGAACACUGACUGAGAGAGAGUUGGUUCUUGUAUUAUGUGGCCAGUAAAUAGCAACUGCAACAGUGCCUGUGAUGUUUUUGUCAUGGAGUUCUGCCCCCUUGUGGCGAAAAAACAACAACAAACAAACAACUGUUGUCUGCUUGUGUUUCAAAAUGUAAUCAGUUGCUUUGAUCAUUAAAUCUGUGAUAUCACAGUGUUUUGUGUGCAAGUGCAAGCUAAUUUUUAUAGGAGUGAGGACAAAUGUGACACAUCACACGGGAAUGACUCAAGUUUGUUCUCUGA